Molecule: messenger RNA, 1466 nt
Organism: Coffea eugenioides
Lineage: Eukaryota; Viridiplantae; Streptophyta; Magnoliopsida; Gentianales; Rubiaceae
Product: anthocyanidin 3-O-glucosyltransferase 2-like
Exons: 1
Coding region: 1-1419 (472 amino acids)
Molecular function (GO): UDP-glycosyltransferase activity
Source: RefSeq, a predicted model, not a curated record
AUGAAGAAGAAACAGCUUGUUUUUGUUCCAGCACCAGUCAGAGGCCACCUAAUAUCCACAGUUGAGUUCUCAAAGCGCUUAACUCAACGAGAUGAUCUGCUCUCAAUAUUUGUUCUAGUCAUAAGGCAUCCUCAUGGCCAAAGCUUGGAGUCAUACACUCAACAAGUGGCUGCUUCAAACACUAGUAUUCAAUUCAUCAACAUACCUCGUGUAGAUCAACAUCUACCAGAGUUCUUGGGCUCCCCAGAGCAUGGUUUUACUCGCUAUUUGGAAAGCCAUAAAUCCCAUGUCAAAAACGCAAUAGUCGACCAAUCCGAGUCCUUUACUUCUCUUGCGGGGAUAGUUGUUGAUCUAUUUUGUACAUCAAUGAUUGAUGUAGCAAAUGAGCUUGGCGUUCCUUCAUAUGUGUACUUCACCUCCAGCGCUGCCUUUCUUGGCUUCAUGCUUUAUCUUCCAAUUCACUAUAACCAAAAUGGAAGAGAAUUCGAGACUUCAAAUCCUGAUGCAAUCAUUCCAACGUACUCUCACCCGGUGCCUUCAAGUGUAAUGCCUUCUUUUGCAUUUAACAAGGUUGGUGGUUAUUCGUCAAUCCUAAAACAUGCUAUGAAGUUCAAAGAGACGAAAGGAAUCAUCAUAAACACCUUUUCUGAAUUGGAACCACAUGCGGUGAGUCAAUUGAAAUUCGACAACGAAACACCACCAAUUUACACAGUUGGACCCUUGCUCGGCCCGGAGGGUGAAACUCUAAAGCCAGACUGCGAAAGGAUAAUGAAAUGGCUAGAUGUUCAACCUCCAUCAUCAGUUGUGUUUCUCUGUUUUGGAAGCAGGGGUACUUUUGAGCCUGACCAGUUAGCAGAGAUGGCAAUUGCAAUCGAGCAGAGUGGCUACAGAUUCUUGUGGUCUGUCCGGUCGCCUGGAUCAAAGGACUUCACAAAACCUCCAGGCGAAUAUUCCAGUUUUUCUGGAAUAUUGCCGGAAGGUUUCUUGGAACGUACCGAAAAUCGAGGAUUGGUGUGCGGUUGGGCACUACAGCUGGAGGUGCUGGCUCAUGAAGCAGUUGGGGGCUUUGUUUCUCAUUGCGGCUGGAAUUCCACACUGGAAAGCUUGUGGCAUGGGGUGCCUAUUGCAACAUGGCCUCUUUACGCUGAGCAGCAAAUUUGUGCAUUUGAACUGGUAAGCGAAUUGGAAUUAGCAGUGGACUUGAAAAUGGAUUAUCGAAUGGAAAAUGCAGAGAAUCUCGUGAAGGCUGAGGAAAUAGAGAAAGCUAUCAGAUGUUUGAUGGACACUGAAAAUCCAAUCAGAAAGAGAAUUAGAGAAAUGAGAGAGAUGAGCAGAAAGGUCAUUCAAGAUGAGGGUUCUUCAUUCAUCUCACUUGAAUGCUUGAUUGAAGAUAUCUAUGUCAACAAAGCAAAAGCCUAGAAUCAUUUUUCAUUCAUCUGUAAACUCAUAUUUUUACUAUUUCCUUA